CGGCUCUGGAAGGUUUUGUCAUCUUCUGGUGGCUAUUAUUUUUGGACAGGGAAUUCUUUGAAUUGGAGGGUGAAUUAAAAGGAAAAAGGUGGAAGGAAGCAAUUUGGUGGGGAAUUAUGUGGACUAGGGAAUUAAAGGGAUUGGAAGGGAAUUUCAUUAAAGGAGAAAAAAGAGAAGCAGAAGGCAAAGGUUUUGGACAGAACUAAAGGAGAGAGAGGCGGCCCUUUAUUUUGGGGGAAUUUAUUAUUGAGAGAGGGAGGCGACAGGUGGAGGUAGCUGGGAACGAAAGGAAUAAAAGGAGGCGGAACGUUUGAUUUUUGGGGGGAUCGGGCGGAAUUCCUGGUGAGAAAGAAAGCAAACAGCGGCAGCGAGCUAGCGAGCAGGCGAUUGAGCGAUCGGCUUCUCUAAGGUUUGAGCUGAGUUCAACGAGAGCGAUUAGUUGGUUGGAUUUUCUAAACCUAAUUAGUUGUUUCUUGUUGUUUUAGAACAUGAUGAACAAAACCCUAUCGAUUUAUCUUAAUUUCGUCAUGAACUAAACCCCAAUUUCUGGGGGAAACACCAUAGGAUGUAGCUAUUUCUUGAUUUGAUGGAUUGAUUUAUGAUUCUUUUCUUCCAAUCUCUAUUGCAUGAAAUUGCUUAAUGCUUUGUGUUGACUGGCCACCAAUACAUCGAUUUGUAGUUAAUUAGGUUAUUAGCGACAGUGAAACCCUAAUAACUGAACAUGUUUCAUGUGACAUAGUAACUUAUCGAAGCGACAGUGGAUUAAAUAAGGUGCUAUGCGGUCUUAAAUAGGAUAUCGAUCUUCAGACUAUAUAGUUAAUUCAUUGAGCUACGACAGUAGGAUUUGAAUUGAUUAUUUAGUACGUAGUAAUUCCCGACAGGGAUAGCUAGCACAUUCGUGAUAUCCUGGCUGUAGAGAUAUGGAUUAAAUUGAUUGGAACAUGUGAAUUAAUCUGGAUAGGAUAGGUAGUGAAUCCCGGUGUUUCUCCCAGAGCUUUCUCCCAUUGAAUUUCUUCUGACAAAUUUACUUUGCUUAAUUAGUUUAGUUAAUUUUGCUAUUAGUUAAUAAUUUCAUCUCUUAAACAUUUUCACAUAUAGUUUGCUCUAUAAAAUUGAUAGAUCUUAAGGUUGUACCAGUCCCUGAGAGACGAUACCCGGACUUUCCGGUUUACUACAAGAUAGGAAUUGAAGCUAUACGCUUUUGCCCUAUCAAGUUUUUGGCGCCGUUGCCGGGGACUGCCAUACCUUAUUUUUGUUGAUUUUUGUGAGUGAACUGUUUUGAUCUGGGUGUUAGUGUGCAGGUGAAACUGGCAAUUUACUGUCACUAGAUCCCGAGAUUGAGAGGACCUGCCGACAGAACAGGAAGCAGGUCAAGUUAGGGAAGCAGCCUACCACAUCCACAACUCCUAGGCCUUCCCUAACUCAGAAUCGUCAACCGAGAAGGCAGGUGACACCACUUGUCAUCCCUACACCACCUACACCACCGCCGCGCGUCAUCGAGCCUGUCAUCAUGGCUGAACAGGAUCGUUCGAUCAGGGCUCGUCUGAAUCGGAGGACUGGAGCCCGAGCUUCAUGUGUUGUCAUUCCGGCUGGGGAUGCAAACAUGGAGAUUACCCCAGCCUUCAUCAAUAUGAUCACUAAUGGGUACACCUUCUCCGGGGCCAGCACCGAGGAUCCUCAUGAACAUCUCCGCCGGUUUGCAAACAUUUGUGACACAAUGAAGAGCCCGGCUGUGUCUGAUGAUGCCAUCCGUCUUCGGAUGUUCUCAUUUUCUCUGCUUGGGAAUGCAUCACACUGGUUCCAGAACUUGACACCCCGUUCCAUUACAACAUGGGGUCAGCUUGAGAAGACCUUUUUGGAUAAGUACUUUCCUCCUGCCAAGGCAAUGAAGAGGCAAGAGGAAAUUGUAACUUUUAAACAAGCUGAGGAUGAAAGUCUGACCGAGGCAUGGGAGCGCUAUAAGGAGCUUCUAAUGAGAUGCCCGAGCCACGGUCUUGAAGAUUGGAACGUGAUCUCCAUUUUCUUCAACGGAAUCAGAAGACAAUACCGAGAUGCUCUGAAUAAUGCUUCCCGAAAUGGUUUCACAAGAAUGGAAGCACUAGAAGCAUAUGAACUGGUGGAGAAGAUAUGCUCUGAAGAUACUGAAUGGGGGAUUGAGACCGGCAUUCGAAGGAGAGGAGACUUGCAUGAGAUAGACAGAGUUGCAAGCUUAGAAGCAAAGAUUGAUGCUAAGUUGGAUUCCAAGUUCGAUGCACUCGAACGAAGGCUGGCUAAGUUGGCUCUUGGUAGACAAGAGGAGGUUGCUUUUUGUGAAUUAUGUGAAGGUGCUCAUCAUAGGGAUCUAUGUCCACUGGUGUCUGAUCAGUUGGAAAAUGUGCACUAUAUCAACAAUCAGCAAAAUCAAGGCCAGGGUGGUAUGUAUUCAAAUACCUACAACCCGCAAUGGAGGAAGCAUCCUAACUUUUCCUGGGCAAACAACAACCCAACUGGUGUUCGAAACAUCCCACCUCCUGGUUUUCAACAGCAGCAGCCUCAACCAGAGAAGAAGCCUCAGCUGGAGGAGUUGAUUUUGGCUCAUAUGCAGAAAACAAACAAUAAUUUCAAGGGCCUGGAUCAAUUUGUCACUCAACAGCUAGCCAUCAACAAUAAUUUACAAUCGUCUAUGCUAGCUAUGGAGAGGCAGAUGGGACAGAUGGCUCAAACUUUGACAGAUAUGCAAGGCAGGAUUCCUGGGACAUUACCAGCAAAUACUGAGAGGAAUCCGAAGGAUGCCAUGGUUGUAGCAGUGACAUUGAGGAGUGGAAAGGCCUUGGAAGACCCUAGCAGCUCGAAAAAGGCACCAGAGGCAGAAGAGGAAGCACCGGAAGAAAGAUCUAGUGUAGAAAAUGAAGAAUCAACCUUGCACAGGCAAAAUGAAAGCGGUUUGCCUGUGCAAAAGCAUGCUGCCCGUGUACCUCAAAAAGUGGAAAAAUUGAAGAAUGAAGAGGUAAAGCCUUAUGAACCUCCCGCACCAUUCCCUCAAAGGUUAAUGAAGCCCAUGGAAGACCCAAACUUCAAGAAAUUUGUGAAUAUCUUCAAGCAACUUCAGAUUAACAUACCGUUGGCGGAGGCACUUGAACAGAUGCCUACAUAUGCUAAAUUUUUAAAGGAGUUGCUGACUAAGAAGCGCAAAUGGGCUGAUCUGGAGAAGGUAACCCUUACUUCUGAAUGUAGUGCUGUGAUUCAGAAUAAAUUACCAGAAAAGAGGGAUGAUCCAGGAAGCUUCACCAUUCCAUGUGUCAUUGGAGGUAGAGAGUUCGAUAAAUCAAUUUGUGAUCUUGGAGCAGGAAUUAAUUUGAUGCCAUACUCAGUCUACAAGAAAUUGGGAUUGGGAGAUGUUCUUAAACCUACUCGGAUCACACUCCAAUUGGCUGAUCGAUCAGGUGCUAAGCACAAAAUAUGCACAACCCUUAGAUUGCUAAGAAUGAGCAUGCACAAUCACCAUAAAAACACCUAUAAUACUCAAAUUGAUGCAAAUCCACACUUAAUCAUUCAAUAUAAACAAGUAAUUACAAAGUAUUAGUUAGGGAUCUACACCACCCAAGAGAAAAGAGUGAGUUUCUAGAGAGAGAGAGAGAGGGGGGGAUUACAAAUUUGAGCUCAGGAUCUUCUUCUUCUUCUAGGCAUGAAUCUUCCACCCAAGCCUCCAAUGAUGCUCCAAGAUCACUCUAGCACUCUCUCUCUCACUAGAACUCCCCUUUGGUGUUUAGGUUGAAACCCUAGAGAAAGAAAGUGUUUCUUCUCCAAAAACCAGCUCCAUUUCUCUCUCCCCGCUGCUGUCUUCAUAUUUGCCCGAAAGUGACAAGUUCACGGACGCAUGGGCCAGUUCACGGCUGUGAACACCUAAACGAGUCCGUGAACUCAGCGUUGUCCAAAACGCACAGCUUCACUGUCCUAGUUUCACGAUCAAUGGCCACAGUUCAUGGUCUUAGAGAGCUAAGACCGUGAACAGCCUUGUCGUCAGUAACUUCAGGACCUCGUUGGACGCCUCGGUGUUCACGGUUUGUGGUCGAAGUUCAUGGUCAUAGGAUAGCGUGAACUGUCUCGUCCGGCUGUGAACUGCGGCCGUUUCAUGGAAUUUUUCUUCAGUUUUUUCGCUUUUUGACCUCCAAAUAUCCCAAAACUCGUCCUUGACCCUUCCACACAUGCUAGGACUUGAAAUGUAUCAUAACAAGCACAACCUAGCGUUAAAUAUGUUGAGGAACUAUGAAAUGCUAAGCUAAACGAAUAAGAAAUGAGGGGCAAAAUGUGUACAUUUGGGCCCGAAUCACUCCCCCACACUAAGACGUUUGCUUGUCCCCUAGCAAACCAAGUACAAAACAAGGUAAGCUUACAACUUCUUUUUCAACACAAUUUUUGGGGCAUGUCAUAGGGCACUAGACGAAUGAAUCACAAUGGUUAUUUGGAACCGACCUAUGGACAAAAACAAAGUAAUCUUGGCAAC
This is a messenger RNA of Linum trigynum, 4483 nucleotides long. The record is from the annotation of a GenBank genome assembly. Lineage: Eukaryota; Viridiplantae; Streptophyta; Magnoliopsida; Malpighiales; Linaceae.